This is a messenger RNA of Lucilia sericata (common green bottle fly), 3978 nucleotides long. RefSeq names its product CD109 antigen-like. The coding region runs from base 49 to 3708 and encodes 1219 amino acids. Lineage: Eukaryota; Metazoa; Arthropoda; Insecta; Diptera; Calliphoridae. Gene Ontology annotation, molecular function: endopeptidase inhibitor activity. The transcript has 9 exons. The record is from RefSeq and is a predicted model, not a curated record.
UUAAGUGGUUGUUUGAAACGGCAAAAUAUUAAUUUAAAAUUUUGCAGUAUGAAAUGUCAUUGGUGUAUUCUGUAUGUGUUGAUGCAAUGUAUGGUGUUAGCAGUAGUUUCCGAAAGUUACUAUUCCAUUAAUGCUCCUGGUGUUAUAAAAUCAAAUCGUAAAUAUUCAGUUGUUGUUAGUCUUCACGAGGCCAGUGAACCUUGUUCGAUACGUGUUGGCCUUGAGGGAACCAGUUUUAAUGAGUUCAAAGAUGUCAGUCUACAACCAUUUGAAUCAAAAGUUUUAGAUUUUUUACCGAAAAAAUUAAGCAAAGUUGUUUACAAAUUAAAGGCCGAAGGCUUGACGGGCUUGAUUUUUAAAAAUGAGAGCUUUGUUCACGUGCAAUCAGAUUAUGGUUUAAAAAUAUAUAUACAAACCGAUAAGGCCGUUUAUAAACCACAAGAUGUAGUUAAAUUUCGUGUCGUUAUAUUAGACGAACAUACGAGACCAUUAAAUAUAGAAGAACCUGUUAAAGUUGAGAUAUUGGAUAAUGAUGAUAAUCGCGUUAAACUCUUCGAAGAUAUCUCCCUCAGAAAUGGAGUGUAUACAAACCAAUUUCAAUUAUCCAAAUACCCCGUCUUAGGAACUUGGAAAAUUUAUGUAAAUUUAGGUGGAAAAUAUGAUAACUCCAAGUCUAAAACUAUUAAAGUACUCAACUAUAUUCUACCGAAAUUUAGUGUGUACCUAAAAACACCUACGGAUGUUGUCUUAUCGGAUGGUUAUAUAAAGGUUGUUAUCUAUGGGAAGUAUACAUUUGAUAAGUAUGUGGAAGGUAAUGCAACUGUUGAACUAUGGAAUCAUUAUACAAACGAGCUAUUACAAACCGAACAAGUUGACAUAGAAAGUAUAGCAUUUGUCGAGUUCAAUCUUAAAAACCUAAAGAAUCUAAAUGAUAUAUACGAGUUAAUUGUAAAAGUCAAAAUAACCGAAAAACAUACGGGUAGAACUGAAGAAGAAGGACAAAUUAUUAACUGUCACCAGCAACAUUAUAAUUUGGAAAUUCUAGAGGAUGAAAUAGAAUUUGAAAAUAAUAAACCAUAUCUACUGAAAUUAAAGGUAAAACAUUGGACUGGUGCUCCCGUAUUGGAUCAUAAAACACCAGUUACAAUGGAACAUGGCAAUAAAGUGUAUGAAGCCUUUCUGGACGGAAUGGGUUUAGCAACAUUUGAAUUUGAACAUGAUUCAAAUUCUAGUCAUAAAUUUCAAUUUAAAGAUUCCUUAGGAAUGUUGGCUAAUAUAUACACAAGUGAUAACUUAAUGCUAAACAAUCGGGAAUACUAUUGUCGGCUGAGGUUGGUGGAUAAAAAAUUAAAUUUCCGAAAUCCGGUACUUAUUGAGGUUAGUUCUAUUCUCAAAAUUCCCUACUUAAUGUAUACGAUAAUGGGUCAUGCCAGUCUUAUACGUGCGGAAUAUAUUAAAGUACCGCCCAAUCAAAAAUCGCAUAUAAUAACCAUAACACCCUCAAUUGAAAUGAUACCCAGAUCCUUUAUUUAUGUGUAUUACGUACACAAAGGCCAUUUACGUUAUGAGGAAAUGCGUUUAGAUUUUCCAAUAGAAUUUGGAAAUCAGAUCUCACUCUCAGCGCCUAAGCAAGUUAAACCUGGUGAAGAUGUCACCAUAGUUAUCAGUGCUCAGCCCAAGUCAUAUGUUAGUAUAUUGGCCGUAGAUUUGGGUGUAUAUUUGAUGGAUAAUAGCUACGAUUUGAAUAAGAAUGACAUAUUACAAGAUAUGUAUGAAGAAGUUUCGUAUACAACCAUAGCUGCUACAAUAUAUCCCGGCAUACAAUCUGGUCUAUUAACGUUAACUAAUGCCAACUAUAUAUUUGCAAACAAUCUUUUUGCUCAAGAGCCAAUUGAACCACCAUCAUAUCGUUUUCGUCAAAAUUUUCCGGAAACUUGGAUAUUUGAUAACUUUGAAAUAAAUGAAACUGAAACCAAAUUAACACUACCAAUACCCGAUACUAUAACCACAUGGCGUAUAACUGCAUUUUCAAAUAAUAAUGAAACAGGAUUCGAUAUAGUAAAUAAUCCAACCGAUAUCAUUACCAUACAAUCAUUUUUUAUAUCAACAAAUCUACCCUACUCAGUGAAACGAGGUGAAAUUGUGGCAAUACCCAUAACAAUAUUCAAUUAUUCCAACCAGACACUAGACACCGAAGUUGUUCUAUAUAAUAAUGAUCAAGAAUUCGAAUUUAUGGAAUCUGGAAUACAGGGUAUAAUAAAAUCAAAUGAUGGGCGGCAAAAAACGAAAAAGAUUAGUAUAACAUCGGAUAAAGCCAAAACAGUAAAAUUUCUUAUAUAUCCCAUAAAAGUAGGUGAUAUAAAUUUGAGAAUCACUGCCUCUAGCUCUACGUAUAAUGAUGCUAUUUUGCAAAAACUUAAAGUUAAACCAGAAGGUGUGCCUAGAGAAACAAUUCAGGCUCUAUACUUAAGUAUUCCGCUGGGAGAAAAAAUAUCCUCAUCAUUUAGCAUUGAAGAGCCCGAGGAUAGUGUACCCGAUUCUGACUAUAUUACCUUCUCUGUAGGUGGUCAUUAUUUAGUGCCAACAGUGGAGAAUUUUGACGAUCUAAUACAAAUGCCCACUGGUUGUGGUGAACAAAAUAUGGUGAAUUUUGCUCCCAGUGUAUUAAUAUUGCAAUAUCUUAAAGCAAAUUAUAAGCUCUCCAAAGAAAAGGUUUUGGCAGAAAGUUUACGUUCUUCGAUCGAAGUAAGCUACCAACAACAACUGUCCUUUCGUCAUGAAAACGGUGGUUAUAGUGUUUUUGGCAUGGGAAUCGAUGAUGAGCCCAGUACUUGGCUUACUGCUUACGUGGUGCGAUACUUUAUAAAAGCUUCACUUUUCGUAGAUAUAGAGGAGUUUAUAAUUGAAUCUGCUUUGGUAUAUUUGGCCCGUCAGCAAAAGGAAAAUGGGGAGUUUACUUUAACGGGUUAUUUAAUAAAUCCAAAUCAUAAAAAUACAUAUGGACAGACAGCUUUCAUAUUGUUGGCAUUUUUGGAAAAUGAAAAAUAUGCCAAUAAAUAUCAAAAAUUCAUACAGAAUGGAAUAGAAUUUUUAAAUACAAAUUUAGAAAAGGUCAAAGAUAUCUAUGCCUUAUCCUUGACAGCAACUGCAAUGAAGCGAGCUAAACAUGCAAAUGCCAAUACUCUUAUAAAUCAGUUAAAGUUCCAAGUAAAAGAUAAGAAUGGUUUGAAAUGGUGGUCAGAAAAUGACCAAAAUCUAGCGAAUGAUAUAGAAAUUACAUCAUAUUCCGCAAUGGCUCUGCUUGACACUCCUGGGGAUCACACUUCUAUCUUAAAGUGGUUAAUUGAACAGCGUAAUAUUAAGGGUGGUUUUAAGUCUUCUUCUGAUACUGUAGUAGGAAUGGAAGCUUUGGUAAAAUUUUCGGAAACAUAUAAAAAUAUUAAAGCCCCAAAUUUGAAAAUUUCCUACACGGCCAAAGAUCUGCAAGGUAAUGAAGUGGCAAAUGAUGAAUUCUCUGUGAACUCAAACAAUAUCCUAGAUUUGCAAAAACAUGAGUUACCAAAAACCACACGUCAUAUUACUUUUGAUAUGGAGGGUAAUGGCGCCUCUUUAGUACAACUCAGUCAUCAGUAUAACAUUGCUAAUAUAGAAGGAUUUAGUCAUUUCAAUAUUCAACCUAAAAUUAUGUUUAAAAUCCCAAAGAAAUGACUUUGGAAGUUUGUUUCACUUACAAAAUGGAUUCAGAAACACUUAACGAAACCACUAAUAUGGUGAUAAUGGAAGCAAAUUUACCCUCUGGCUUUAGAUUUGUGGAAGAUAAUAUGUUUUUGGGUCAAAUAAACUUGUAAAUAAAAUUGAAUUAAAAAUUCUGAAUCUACGAUAAUUUUAUAUCUGGCUAAGUUGGAGGCGAAUACUAAUCAUUGCUUACAGAUUCCCGCGGAUAACACAAAUGAGGUUUUAAUGUUAAAGCCGGCUGUU